Molecule: messenger RNA, 759 nt
Organism: Caenorhabditis auriculariae
Lineage: Eukaryota; Metazoa; Nematoda; Chromadorea; Rhabditida; Rhabditidae
Source: the annotation of a GenBank genome assembly
AUGUUACUCAUCGUCUUUUCCAUUGUUUUUCUCUACGGUUUGAAUGAACCCUGGUUCUUUUGUUCCAAAAGCUCAUUUCAGCACAAGCACGUAGUCUCACGGACGUCGUCUGUCAGAUAAAUCCGGCGAAAUGCGAUCACUUCAAAGAACAAAUGAUUGGAAUCGUCCCUGCCAGUGGUUCCACAAACGAUUGGACCGCUCCCCGUGUAUUUUCCACACCUAAAAUCGAUUCCUCGAGGUUAAAUUUAAAGUUGAAGCCAGUUCGGUAUUUCUUGCUGACUUGAUUAGAAAAAUGACACUUCUGCAUGAAAAUAUAGAAAAUUCUGAGUCCUGCAAAUUCCACAAAGUUUGCCGUUUCUAGGAACACUUCAGCAAUUUUUCAAACGAACAAAGUAUUAUUAUUUGGAAACAAGACCAGUUUCAGAGCCUCAGCUUCUCCUUACGGUGCGCCGUCACUCGACGAGUUCCGUCGCUGGAACAACUACGAGGAGUCAGAGCUGGGCGCUCCUCGAUCUGGGAACAACGGCGUUCCAUUUGGACCAGGUGAGCGGCUUUUGAAGAUCCGACUUGACGUCUUCAGGCCUUGGCGACAUCGGCAUCACUUCUGGGAUCGGAAUUCAGCACCCUUUCGGAGGACUCGGCAUCGAGAGGGACUUCGGACUUUCGAUGGGAGGCAGCGGAAGAAUCGGAGGAAUGCCUGUCGGUUGGGGCAACGGUGCUCCGCGAACCAUCGGCUCCGCACCUUUUCUAUAUCCUUGA